CGAGGGAUGAUGCCUGGAGCUUCUUGCACUCGGAGCUGCGAUUUGUGAGUGAAACAUGAUGAAAUCACCCCCUGGACAAAUCACACGAGCCUGUCAACCUCACCAGGUUAUAUCUUUAUUUGCGUUUGCCUUUGGAGUAAAUGUCUGCAUGGGAUUUACAACAAAUCGGUUUAGGAGAUCUGAAGAAUGGGAUGAGGGCCCAGUCUCAGUCCUGUCAGAUUCCCCCUGGAUCAGUACCUCUGGCUCCUGCAAAAACAGAUGCUUUGAACUUUAAAAGGCAGAGCCUCCUGGCUGCCGCUGUGACAACCUGAUAAACUUGGUACUUGAGCGCUGGUUUGUGGACCGCGUGGUGUGGUUAUUCGUGUACGCGCCUCUGAAGCUGGGAGUGUUUCAGCUGUGCAGGUCCUCUCCAAGCGAGCUGCAGGUGAUGGACUUGAGCUUGUUACCAUUGCUCCAGACUCUUAUUUCCAGCUGUGAGGAUGCAUAUAACCCAUGGGCACUUAUUAAGACAGUUACCACUUUUACAGUUUGUCGAUAUUAUAUAUUUAUAGAAACAAAGCCCCACACUCGGGGCUGGGAAUGUACCAAAGAUCGCUGUGGAGAAACCAGGAAUGAUGAUAAUGCUUGUCACUGCUCUGAAGACUGCUUAAGUAGAGGAGAUUGUUGCACUAAUUACCAAGUCAUUUGCAAAGGGGAAACCCACUGGGUAGAUGACGAUUGUGAAGAAAUAAAGACUCCUGAAUGUCCAGCAGGCUUUGUUCGUCCUCCUUUGAUCAUUUUCUCUGUUGAUGGUUUCCGUGCAUCAUACAUGAAGAAAGGGAGCAAGGUCAUGCCCAAUAUUGAAAAACUGAGAUCUUGUGGAACACAUUCUCCUUAUAUGAGACCUGUAUACCCUACCAAAACCUUCCCCAACUUGUACACCCUUGCCACCGGACUCUAUCCUGAAUCACAUGGAAUCGUUGGCAAUUCGAUGUAUGACCCAGUGUUCGAUGCCAGCUUCAGUCUUCGAGGGCGAGAGAAAUUCAAUCACAGAUGGUGGGGAGGUCAACCAAUUUGGAUUACUGCAGCCAAGCAAGGGGUGAAAGCUGGCACGUUCUUCUGGUCUGUUGUCAUCCCUCAUGAACGCAGAAUAUUAACAAUACUGCAGUGGUUAACCCUUCCGGAUAAUGAAAGGCCUUACGCUUAUGCUUUCUACUCUGAACAACCAGAUACUGCUGGCCACAGAUAUGGUCCUUUCAACUCAGAGGACUGCACAAAGCUUGAAGCAGACUGGACUAGAAUCUCCUUUCCAGCUGCUUGCCUUGGAAGCAAUGAAACAGCAUGGCAGAUGGAGAGUAGUUAUGGCUCCUCUCUUACUCCGCCUAAGAGACCUAAGAGAAAGCUUGCUCCUAAGAGGAGACAGGAAAGACCAGUUGCAGCUCCAAAGAAAAGAAGAAGAAAAGUACAUAGAGUGGAUCAAUAUGCUGCGCAAGCUCGCCGGAAGAAAAUGAUGGUAAAUCCCCUGAGGGAGAUUGACAAGACAGUAGGACAACUCAUGGAUGGACUGAAACAGUUGAAACUACAUCGAUGUGUCAAUGUCAUAUUUGUUGGUGAUCACGGGAUGGAAGACACUACUUGUGAAAGAACUGAAUUUUUAAGCAACUAUCUGACUAAUGUGGAAGAUAUCAUUUUAUUGCCUGGCUCCUUAGGGCGAAUUCGCCCUAGAUCUAGCAAUAAUCUGAAAUAUGACCCUAAAGUGAUCGUUGCCAACCUUACAUGUAGAAAGCCAGACCAGCACUUUAAGCCUUACUUGAAACAGCACCUUCCUAAACGCUUGCACUAUGCUUACAACCGAAGAAUUGAAGACGUCCAUUUACUGGUGGAUCGCAAAUGGCACGUGGCAAGGAAAGCUGUGGAUGUUUACAAGAAACCAACAGGAAAAUGUUUCUUCCAUGGAGACCAUGGCUAUGACAAUAAGAUAAACAGCAUGCAGACUGUCUUUAUAGGUUACGGCCCUACAUUUAAAUACAAGACCAAAGUACCUCCUUUUGAAAAUAUUGAACUUUACAACGUCAUGUGUGAUCUGCUUGGAUUAAAGCCUGCUCCCAAUAAUGGAACUCAUGGAAGCUUAAAUCACCUGCUGAGAGCCAGUGUUUAUAAACCCACCGUGCCAGAUGAAGUCGCUAAACCACUCUAUCCUGUAGCUCUUCCUUCUGCAUCCGAUUUUGAUAUAGGAUGUACAUGCGAUGACAAGAACAAGUUGGAUGAACUCAAUAAGCGCUUUCAUGUCAAAGGAACAGAAGAGAGGCAUCUUCUGUAUGGACGCCCUGCAGUACUGUAUCGCACAAAAUACAACAUCUUGCAUCACCAUGACUUUGAAAGUGGCUACAGCGAAACAUUCCUGAUGCCUCUCUGGACGUCCUACACUAUUUCCAAACAGGCCGAGGUAUCUGGUGUCCCCGAGCACCUAAGCAGCUGCGUGAGGGCAGACCUGCGCAUCUCUCCGGGAAACAGUCAGAGCUGUGCAGCCUACAGAGGCGACAAACAAAUCUCCUAUGGGUUCCUGUUCCCUCCUCAAUUAAGUUCCUCUGCAGAAGCAAAAUAUGAUGCCUUUCUAAUAACAAAUGUCAUUCCGAUGUAUCCUGCCUUCAAAAAAGUAUGGAAUUAUUUCCAAAGAGUUUUGGUGAAGAGAUACGCCACUGAACGAAAUGGAGUCAAUGUUAUAAGUGGACCAAUCUUUGACUAUGACUAUGAUGGUUUACAUGAUACACCUGACAAAAUAAAACAGUUUGUGGAAGGCAGUGCCAUCCCUGUUCCAACUCAUUACUACAGCAUCAUAACCAGCUGCUUAGACUUCACUCAGCCUGCUGACAAGUGCGAUGGACCACUCUCCGUUCUCUCCUACAUACUUCCCCACCGGCCUGACAACGAUGAGAGCUGCAACAGCUUGGAGGAUGAAUCAAAGUGGGUUGAAGAUCUGCUUAAGAUGCACACUGCACGGGUGCGCGACAUCGAACAGCUCACAAGCUUGGACUUCUUCCGAAAGACCAGUCGCAGCUACACAGAAAUCCUCUCCCUAAAGACAUACCUGCAUACGUUUGAAAGUGAAAUUUAGCUUUCUAACCUUACUCAGUGCAUCCUUUUAUCAACUGGUGUAUAUUUUUAUAUUGUUUUUAUAUUUAUUAAUUUGAAACCAGGACAUUAAAAAUAUUAGUAUUUUAAUCCUGUAUCAAAUCUUAAAUAUUAAAACCUUGUGUCAUUUGUUUUGUUUCUCUAAUGUUUAAUAUAGGUAUGUUUUUGGUUUAUUUAGUAGCGCUUGUAAUACUGCAGCUUGAGUCCGUAGUCCAAGCUUUUAAGUGGUGCUGCAGGAUUUGAUACAUGCAUCAAGGAAAUAGUAAUUUCCCAUGCUCCUUUACCACACUUGUAGUCCUGUACUGUGUAUCAAAAUACUGAACAUGUAAAAUUACAUUAAUUUACUGUUAACUAUGUGACAGACAUAUUUAAACCCUAUAGACAAAUAGAAUCUUAAAUAUAAUAAACCACACAUUCAGUUUU
This is a messenger RNA of Struthio camelus australis, 3534 nucleotides long. Lineage: Eukaryota; Metazoa; Chordata; Aves; Struthioniformes; Struthionidae. The record is from RefSeq and is a predicted model, not a curated record.